AUGACAAUGACUGAAAGUAAAGUAUCAGGCAAAUAUGUGCUGGUGACUGGUGGUGCAGGUUACAUUGGAUCGCAUGCAGUUGCUGAAUUGAUUGAGAAUGGAUACAAAUGUGUUGUGGUUGAUAACUUGUGCAGCUCAUCCUACGAAUCUGUGGCUCGGUUAGAGUUAAUGACAAAACAUUACAUUCCAUUUUGCAAAGUGGAUCUAUGUGACCGCGAAGGACUAGAAAAAGUGUUCCAAGACUACGACAUUGAUUCUGUCAUUCACUUCGCCGGUUUGAAAGCUGUCGAUGAGUCAACCAAGAUUCCUUUGAAAUACUUUAACAACAAUAUAGUGGGAACUUUAGUUCUUCUGGAAUUGAUGGAGAAGUACCAUGUUGAAAAGCUGGUGUUCUCGUCUUCGGCUACAGUGUACGGAGAUGCCAACAGAUUCCCUAAUAUGAUUCCGAUCCCUGAAGAGUGCCCAUUGGGUCCUACUAACCCAUAUGGUCACACGAAGUUUACGAUUGAGAAGAUGUUGCAGGAUCUUUAUGCCAGUAACACGAGUACAUGGAAGUUCGCUAUUCUGCGUUACUUCAAUCCUAUUGGAGCUCACCCUUCAGGACUAAUUGGUGAGGAUCCUUUGGGUAUUCCAAACAACUUACUGUCAUACAUGGCUCAAGUCGCUACUGGCAGACGUGAGAAAUUGUAUGUGUUUGGCGAUGACUAUGAUACUAGAGAUGGUACACCAAUCAGUGAUUAUAUUCAUGUGGUAGACCUUGUCAAGGGUCACAUCGCGGCAUUAGAAUACUUGGACGCUCAUAGUCCUGAUGGACUGUGUCGUGAAUGGAACCUGGGAUCAGGCACAGGUUCGACUGUUUUCGAAGUCUACCGCGCCUUUUGCAAGGCGUCCCACACGAAAAUUCCCUACGAAGUUACUGGUAGAAGACCUGGUGACGUUGUAAAUUUGACUGUCAAACCAGAAAGAGCUCAACGUGAAUUGAAAUGGAAAACAGAGCUGGAUAUUGGUGUCGCAUGUUCUGAUUUAUGGAAAUGGGCUACGAAAAAUCCUUCUGCUUUCCAGUUGAAGGGACUGAAGGCUGAAUUUGCUGGAGCAGUUAAUGACUACGAUAACAGAUUUACCACACUUGGAGCCGGUUCAAAAUUCGAAGCUACUAUAGCCAAUCUAGGUGCUACUCUUGUCGAUUUGAAGGUAAACGGUCAAUCAGUGCUUUUGGGUUAUUCGCGAGCUGAGGAUUAUGUUUCUGAUGGUGGUAAUUACAUUGGUGCUACCGUUGGUCGUUUUGCGAACCGUAUUAAGGAGGGUCGGUUCACUUUGCAAGAUGGUCCUCACAAGUUGACGGUUAACAACUGUGGUAACGCUAAUCAUAGUAGUAUCAGUUCUUUUCAUCUCAAGAAAUUUUUGGGACCGUUGACUGAGAAUCCUUGCAAGGACGUUUACACUGCUGAGUUUCUUCUGUUAGAUGACCAUUCAAUACCAAAUGAAUUCCCGGGCGACUUAGAAGUCCUCGUAAAAUUUACUUUGAACGUUACCGAGAUGUCAUUGAAAUUUAGUUAUCAAGCUCAGUUAAUAAAUGGUGAAGCUACUCCAAUCAAUAUGACUAACCACACAUAUUUCAAUUUGAACAAAAUUAACAAUGAACAAUCUAUCAGUGGUACAGAAGUGAGUAUUUGUUCAAACAAAUCGCUUGAAGUCAGUGAAGGAGCAUUGAUUCCUACAGGUAAGAUCAUCGAUAGAGAUAUCGCCACAUUUGACUCCGCCAGACCUACUACUUUGGGUGAAGAUGGUCCAACGUAUGAUUAUUGUUUUAUUUCUGAUGAUAACAAAGACUUAAAAUCGCCCGACUCAAGAAGUCAAAAUGAAUUAUGUCCCAUCUUGAAGGCCUACCAUCCAGAAUCGAAAAUUACCAUGGAAGUCUCAACCACAGAACCAACGUUCAUUUUCUAUAGUGGUGACAAUCUUUUUGGAAAAUUUAUACCAAGACAAGGAUUUUGUGUCGAGCAAGGGAGAUAUAUUGAUGCAAUUAACCGUGAUGACUGGAAGGACUGUGUUCUUCUAAAACGUGGCGAUGUUUACACUUCAGAAACCCAAUACCGCUUCGAGAACUAA
Messenger RNA from Torulaspora delbrueckii, 2109 nucleotides. Its product is annotated as bifunctional protein GAL10. Gene Ontology annotation, molecular function: carbohydrate binding; UDP-glucose 4-epimerase activity. The transcript has a single exon. Gene Ontology annotation, cellular component: cytosol. The record is from RefSeq and is a predicted model, not a curated record. Gene Ontology annotation, biological process: beta-D-galactose catabolic process via UDP-galactose, Leloir pathway. Bases 1 to 2109 code for a protein of 702 amino acids. NCBI's taxonomy places the organism in Eukaryota, Fungi, Ascomycota, Saccharomycetes, Saccharomycetales, Saccharomycetaceae.